This is a messenger RNA of Cricetulus griseus (Chinese hamster), 617 nucleotides long. NCBI's taxonomy places the organism in Eukaryota, Metazoa, Chordata, Mammalia, Rodentia, Cricetidae. The record is from RefSeq and is a predicted model, not a curated record.
AGUUUGAAUCUCCACUACCUCGAUCAGAUUCUGAACAUCAAAAAGCAGAGUGUCUGCAUGGUACAUUUGAGGAACUCGGGAACUUUGGACUACCCAAGCUCUCUAGAUGAGACAGCUUAUGAAAGACUUGCAGAGGAGACGCUGGACGCCCUGGCAGAGUUCUUUGAAGACCUUGCAGACAAGCCCUAUACCCUGGAGGACUACGAUGUCUCCUUUGGGGGCGGCGUUCUAACCAUUAAACUGGGAGGGGAUCUAGGGACCUACGUGAUCAAUAAACAGACCCCGAACAAGCAAAUCUGGUUAUCUUCUCCCUGCAGUGGCCCCAAGCGCUAUGACUGGACCGGGAAGAACUGGGUGUACUCCCACGAUGGCGUGUCCCUGCAUGAGCUGCUGGCCAGGGAGCUGACUGCAGCCUUAAAGACCAAACUGGACUUGUCUUCCUUGGCCUAUUCUGGAAAAGGCGCCUGACCGUCCACCAAUUCAAAGACAUUAAAGCUAUCAGGCCAAGACCCCAGCUUUCUUCUGUGGCUGAGUGUCUGCUUUCCCUUGCCUGCUUCUGAGGACAGUCACACUGUGUGUGACAGCUCUGUGAAAAAAGUGUGUUACCUCCCACCCUG